Molecule: messenger RNA, 309 nt
Organism: Funneliformis geosporum
Lineage: Eukaryota; Fungi; Glomeromycota; Glomeromycetes; Glomerales; Glomeraceae
Source: the annotation of a GenBank genome assembly
AUGUUAGAAUCUAAUUAUCCCCGAACAAAUAGACCUCUACCCAAGAAUGCUACCUCGCUGGAAAAGAGCAAGUAUUUUUUGUGUAAAAAAGUGUUAGUUUAUAAGCAAGAGAAUAAUUUGUCGGUAGAAAAAUUAGCCAAACAAAUUAAUUUAACUGUUCCCGAAGUAGAAGACAUCUUGUUUGCUCGUAUAGAUAAUUUUACCUUAGAUAGAUUAGUGGUUUAUGCUAAUAAUCUCUUUCCCUUUCACCUAACCAUUCAUGAAGAAAAUUUUACUCCUCCUCGCAAAACUUCCAAUGUGUCAUUUUGA